Penicillium canescens is the source of this 246-nucleotide messenger RNA. RefSeq lists its product as uncharacterized. NCBI's taxonomy places the organism in Eukaryota, Fungi, Ascomycota, Eurotiomycetes, Eurotiales, Aspergillaceae. Bases 1 to 246 code for a protein of 81 amino acids. The record is from RefSeq and is a predicted model, not a curated record. The transcript has a single exon.
AUGAACCUAUGGCAACCAAUUCUCUUGCUGGCAGUUACGAGCCUGUCUGUUGCCGGAAACUGCCCCUUUGCCAAAUUUGCCAAAGCCGGCAAUGGUGGUGUUCCCGAGCUUGACCAUGAAAAGCUGAACGACUUCGUUGCCAAGAUGAAGCAAUAUGCCCCCGAAGACGCAGCUCCCCUAGCAGAGAAGCUUCGCGCGGCAUUCGAUCCAGCCUCUCAGCAAACCGAUGUCAGAGACGACCUCUAA